AUGUCAUUUAUUCGUCCAAGCUUUUUUCGUCGUCAUUUGUGGAAUGAUCCCUUUGAUAAUUUCUUAGGUUCUAAUUUUGAUUGGUAUGAUCCAUUUGAUGAGUAUGAUCGCAGCAUUUUCCCGAUACAUACGCCUCAAUUGAAUUGGAUACGAGAACCUGAACGACGUCGUGCAAGUACUUAUCAACGAGGUCAAUCGACCGAAAAAUUUCGUGUUCAAUUAAAUGUGGCUGGUUUUACACCCGAUACGGUUAAAACAAAUAUUGAAGGGAAUAAAUUAAUUAUUACAGCCAAACAGGAAGAAAGAGAUGGUGAUGAUUUUCAUGUACGUGAAUUUCGUAAAAGUUAUGAUAUACCAGAGCAUGCGGAUAAGUCAAAUUUGGCUUCGUAUAUUACGCCAAAUAAUAUGUUGAUUGUUGAACUUCCCGUUAAUAAUCCCAUUCAUCAACAACAAAUGUUGGAUAGCCAUCAAAAAUAUCGAGGUAGUGAUCAAAGUGAACAUGAACGACAAAUAGCUACAACACACAGUGACAGUAAUCAAAAUGGGCAACAACUGGCUCCAAAGGGUUAUUCACCGUUUGAUUUCGGCAGUUUUUAUGGCAGUACGUUUGGUCCAAAAAUUGUUGAUGGGCCCAGUGGGGAAAAGAAAAUCGACAUGAAUUUGGAUAUGAAAGGUUACACUCCUGAACAAAUUAAAGUAUCGGUUAAAGAUAAUGAUGUAUGUGUCCAAGCUGAACAAUCAUAUCGUGAUAACAAUCGUUCAUCACGUUCUUAUUCCUAUAAACAAGUUACGUUACCUCCUGGCACACAAAUUGAAAACUUACAAUCAACUUUAACACAAGAUGGUCAUCUUAAAAUAGAAGCACCUUAUCGUCCGUUGCAAGCAUUCAAAAUAAUUCCAUUAGGUGUAAAAGGUGGUAGUGAUGAAAGUAAUUUGUCCGCUUAUCUAGUUACUACAGAAGGAUCUUCAGCUUAUAUCUGUCUGGAUGCUGGUACAUUGUAUGCGGGUGUUUAUAAAUCAGUGGAAUAUGGAGUUUGGGGUAAAAAUGCUGUACCUGAUAAAAUAUUUCGAGAUAACAUCAAAGCAUAUUUAAUAUCGCAUGCACAUAUUGAUCAUGUUAACGGGUUAAUUACGAAUUCAGCGGAAGAACAUAAAGAUAAAAUAAAACCAAUUUAUGCGUUACGAAAUGUCAUUGAUAAUUUGCGAGAACAUUAUUUCAAUUGGAAUAGUUGGCCAAAUAUGGGUAAUAAUGGACAAUAUCCGAUAAACAGGUACCACUAUAAUGUUCUUCAAGAAGGAGAAAAACUAUCAAUUCUAAAAGAUCCAGACAUUACCGUCACACCAUACUCGUUGAGCCAUUCAAAAGUGGGAUUCUCGUCAAAAACAUAUGGUAGCACGGCGUUUCUGAUUGAAUCUCAUGGAAAUUAUUUACUUUAUCUCGGCGAUACGGGUGCAGAUGAAAUUGAAAAAACCGAUAAACUACAACAUCUUUGGUCAAAAGUCGCUCCUUUGAUUAAACAAAAAAAGCUUCGGGCAAUAUUCAUCGAAGUUUCAUUUCAAAA
Messenger RNA from Didymodactylos carnosus, 1562 nucleotides. Lineage: Eukaryota; Metazoa; Rotifera; Eurotatoria; Philodinida; Philodinidae. The record is from the annotation of a GenBank genome assembly.